Messenger RNA from Cryptomeria japonica (Japanese cedar), 734 nucleotides. RefSeq names its product cytochrome P450 734A1. The coding region runs from base 266 to 499 and encodes 77 amino acids. The transcript is spliced from 2 exons. NCBI's taxonomy places the organism in Eukaryota, Viridiplantae, Streptophyta, Pinopsida, Cupressales, Cupressaceae. The record is from RefSeq and is a predicted model, not a curated record.
UUUUAAAGGAAAAAAGCAGUACCAAACGGUUAAACUCAUGAGAUGCCUAUAUAAAAGAAUGUUAUUCAUUGUUUUUAAAGCAUUAAUUAUUGUUCAUUUCCCUUAUUGCUCGCAGAAACAUCUUGCAUUUGUUGUUUUUCAUAUUUGGGGAAGAACUACGCAAGGAUUUGUAUGAGAAGUAUGAAACGAGGAAUAAUUGAUUGCAGAGGUCUAUAUGUGCAAAUGUGGGCGGUGGAGUUUAUGCAUUUUCUAGCACCUGUUUGGCAUGGGGAGCACAUUCUUGCUUUGGUUUGCACCUGUUGCAGGGACAAAUAUUGCAGAUCCCCAGCUGGUGCAAGAGAUACUCUCUCUGAGGUCUGAUGAUUAUGAGAAAAUUGAGGCCAAUAAUGCUCUGAAGAAAUUGGAAGGUGAAGAGUUACUGGACUUGAAAGGCGAGAAAUAUGGGCUCAGCACAGAAGAAUCAUUAAUCCUGCUUUUCACAUGGAAAAUAUCAAAGUAAGACACAAUUUUAUAGAAUUUUUCAUCAGUUAUUUGUUGGGCAUUACUAGAUCUAGGUAUUAGACUACAAUAGAUGUUCUCGUAUCAACCCACAUAUAUGAGCUCUAUAUAUGUCUUAAUAUAUUUGCCCAGUUUAUUCUGAUUGCAGUUUAGUUGCCUCCAUUGUUAAUGCCAUCUUUUGAUGUCUGUGAAUAUUAACUUAAUUUCAAUUUAUACAAGCUGUUGUUUAUCUAUAA